AUGAGCGGCACUAUCGUUGAGAGGAUUCGCGCGGACUGGGAGGAUCUGGAGACGAUUGAGAAAGCGGCAUCGAGAGUGUUGGUGGAUCAAUCUAUGAAGACUGGGAGUAGCCAAACUUCGAGGGCGGAAAAUUUUCGGACGAUUGUGGCGCGCGAAAAAAAGUUGUGNNNNGAGUAUUUGAAGGCUCUGCAGGAGUAUCUGAGAGGAUUCAUUCAACGUCAACGGCCUAUAUUUGAUCUCGAGAAAUUUGAGAAGGAAUCUGAGGAGGAAUUUCAAGAGAGAUGGCAGGCCAGAUCUGUUCAAGGAUGGGGCGCGGGAUACACUCGGAAUUCGCGUCUUUAUUGUCCUCCUACUGAUCGCCUCUUUGCCAACGAGAAAGCUCUUGAGGGUCAUAAAAACGGUAAAGAGUUCAAGAAGGCUGCGGAGAAAAUGGCGAAGAUGCACCCCGCGGAAAUUGAGGCUUUGAAUAAACUGUCGGAGAAGAAAGAUAGGGAGUUGGCUCGACUUGAGGUUAUUAUACAGAAAUAUAAGGAGACCUUGGCCGAUACUAUUGAUGAUACUGUGCAGUACCUGACGAUCCGACAAGCCAGGACGUUGGACGAGAUAGAGACGGAUAUUUGGUAUGAAGAAAACGGCGGUAGGGAGACGUUUGAUGACGAGAAGGAUGAUGUUUGGGAUAAGAAGGAGCAAGAUUCCGACAGCGACUCGGAGGUUUCGGAUGAUGGAGACAACCGCGCACUGUAUAACCCUUUGAACCUUCCACUCGGUUGGGACGGCAAGCCGAUUCCGUUCUGGUUGUAUAAACUCCAUGGCUUGGGCAAGCCGUUCAGGUGUGAGAUAUGCGGCAAUUACACGUAUUGGGGCCGUAGGGCUUUCGAGCGGCAUUUUACUGAGUGGCGACAUGCGCAUGGGAUGAAGUGUUUGAGAAUUCCGAAUUCUAAACACUUUCAUGAUAUUACCAGAAUCGAGGAUGCGAUUACUCUGUAUGAGAAGCUGAGAAGAGAGCAAGCGAUUCAAGGAUUUGAUCCCGAUACUGAUAUUGAAUGCGAAGAUAACAUGGGCAAUGUUAUGAACCAGAGAACGUACCAAGAUAUGCUCAAGCAGGGUCUCAUCUAAUA
Messenger RNA from Perkinsus marinus ATCC 50983, 1118 nucleotides. Its product is annotated as splicing factor 3A subunit, putative. The coding region runs from base 1 to 1116 and encodes 371 amino acids. Gene Ontology annotation, molecular function: RNA binding; zinc ion binding. Gene Ontology annotation, cellular component: spliceosomal complex; nucleus. NCBI's taxonomy places the organism in Eukaryota, Perkinsozoa, Perkinsida, Perkinsidae. The record is from RefSeq and is a predicted model, not a curated record. The transcript has 13 exons. Gene Ontology annotation, biological process: mRNA splicing, via spliceosome.